UCCCUAGAAAAGGGAACACUAGGGGAAUAGCAGCAAGGAGACGUUGCAGGCUGGUUCAGUGUUGGAGUUCGAGUUUGAAUUGUUGGACACAGUGAGACGAUCAAAGACACUUUACUAAGGUUAUUUCCUUUUGUGUGUGUGCCAAAAGAAAUACUGUUCUAAAAGAGCAUGACCGUCUGAAGGAAGCAUUUUCUUCUGAUCAUUAACCACCUCGGAAAGGGAGCGUACCGGUGAUGGAGGUUAUAGAGCCACAGAAGAGUGGACCACGUCAGAUCUUGACAUCCAAGGAUGACCAUACCUUUGAGCUGGAUGAGGCAGCACUGGCGAGCAUUUUAUUACGGGAGGAUAUAAAGGACAAGCAAGUGGUCGUGGUUUCCGUGGCUGGAGCUUUCCGCAAGGGGAAGUCUUUCCUGCUUGACUUCUUCCUCAGGUACAUGCGGUCUUCGAGAGACACCGAAGACUGGUUUGGAGAUCCCGACACACCUUUGCAAGGAUUCUCCUGGCGAGGAGGAUGUGAAAGGGAUACAACGGGUAUUCUCGUUUGGGAUGAGGUGUUCACGGUGACAACGUCUGAAGGCAAGCAACUAGCUGUGCUCUUCAUGGACACCCAGGGUGCCUUUGACUGUGAAUCAACAGUGAAGGACUGUGCCACAAUUUUUGCAUUGAGCACAAUGACAAGCUCUGUGCAGGUGUACAACCUCUCUCAGAAUCUUCAAGAGGAUGACCUCCAACACCUCCAGUUGUUCACAGAAUAUGGACGUCUCGCACUAGAGGACACGUCGGAGAAGCCGUUCCAGAAGCUCGUUUUCCUCAUUCGAGACUGGAGCUACCCAUACGAUGCUUCUUAUGGUACAGAAGGAGGGAAGGUCAUUUUGGAAAGGAGGCUUCAAAUCUCAGAGCGACAGCAUGCAGAGCUGCAGCAACUUCGCAAGCACAUCCGCUCCUGCUUCUCGCAGAUUGGUUGCUUCCUCAUGCCCCACCCAGGGCUCAAGGUGGCCACUGCACCCACAUUUGACGGACGCCUCUGUGACAUCGAAAAAGAUUUUAAAGACCAGCUGAAAGUACUAGUGCCUAGCUUACUGGCCCCAGACAACCUACUUGUAAAAGAAAUUAAUGGCAGGGAAGUCACGUGUCAAGAACUGCUGGAAUACUUCAAGGCUUACGUGAACAUCUUCAAGGGUGAUGAGCUUCCUGAGCCCAAGUCUAUGCUGGAGGCAACAGCAGAAGCAAACAACUUAGCAGCUGUGGCAACAGCGAAGGACAAAUACACUAGCGCCAUGGAGCAGGUAUGCGGUGGGGAACAGCCAUACAUGAGCCCACGGCAACUGGAAGCUCAUCAUUUGCGGCUAAAAGACUCUUCGAGGGAGCAGUUUCUGUCAACGCGCAAGAUGGGCGGGGAAGAAUUCUCACAGCGCUACCUUGACCAGCUUAUGGAGGAAAUUGACGGGGCUUUCGAGAACUACGCCAAGCACAACGAGGGCAAAAACAUCUUCGCAGCAGCCCGCACGCCAGCAACGCUUUUCGCCGUUGUGCUCUUCUUCUACUUUGUGUCCGGCAUUUUUGCUCUCUUUGCGUUAUACUCUUUCUCGAACUUCGCUAACUUGCUCAUGGGUCUCUCACUGAUCACCCUCUGCCUCUGGGGCUACAUCCGCUACAGUGGUGACAUGCGGGAAAUUGGGGCGCAGAUUGACACCGUGGCCAACCUCAUCUGGGGCAGUUUGCUGAAGCCACUCUACAAAACUUUGAUGCAAGAUAGGGUUCUGCCUCCCCAUUUGACUGGCGGUGCAGGAGAGGGCACUAGGGGACCACCACCCUCCAAUGGAAGGAUAAAGGCUGCAUGAAUACAGCGACCUCAAAUCCGUGCAAACGGGCAGCUGUGAUGUGCUCACAGAUAGUUUUGCAUGAACGGUUGUUAAACUUGGCUCAGUCCUGCCAUUCAUCUCCGUGUGCCCCCUUCCCUAUGCAAGAAAGCUCAGUUGCGGCUCUUCAGAAGUCGUCGCCUGUAUCACCCAAGUGCCUCCACUGUUUGACAAUAAAACGAGCAAAAUGGGUUUUAAUACAAAUACUGCUCCUGUUGCCCGUGUGAGUGAAAUGCAUCUAGAAAUAUUUUUCUGUGCAAGUGUGUUAUACUUAAAUGCUGUACAGGUUACAUCGAUGCUCUUUGAAUGUGAACACUGACUUUGAGGCUCAAUAGCUCCAUUCCCCUUUCUUUGUAACAUAACGUAUUAACAAUAUAUUCUGGGGUUGUGUGUACAAAACAGUGUAAAUAAUCGAGCGAACGAUGUGUGAAGUGAACGAUUUGAUCUGAUUUUGGUCUGUAUAAAUGUUCAGUUUUGGAAGUGGCCAAAGUGUACUUUUAAUUGGCUUUGUUUCUCCCUCUAUUCUUGCGUUGCAUUGUAGACUUGUUUUUUAGCGAGAGAUGGAAUGAUUGGAUAUACACUAUUAGGUAUUAAAGGAUUGUUACUUGUUUGUGCUCUUCUAUAAUUGUCAUGGUUUCCUAUUAAAAUGAAUGAGAUUAACCAUA
Molecule: messenger RNA, 2524 nt
Organism: Ornithodoros turicata
Lineage: Eukaryota; Metazoa; Arthropoda; Arachnida; Ixodida; Argasidae
Gene: atl
Product: atlastin-2-like
Exons: 10
Coding region: 234-1841 (535 amino acids)
Biological process (GO): endoplasmic reticulum organization; protein homooligomerization
Molecular function (GO): GTPase activity; GTP binding
Source: RefSeq, a predicted model, not a curated record